Closterium sp. NIES-67 is the source of this 2286-nucleotide messenger RNA. The record is from the annotation of a GenBank genome assembly. Lineage: Eukaryota; Viridiplantae; Streptophyta; Zygnematophyceae; Desmidiales; Closteriaceae.
UGAGCAUCGCUGGUCCCAAAUUCCGGGUCUGGUGGUCCUGCUUUCCACUGCGUUUCUCUCGCCAUGGCGGUCGUCGAGCAGCUUCGCGACUUCCUGAAUGUCCAGGCGGAGCGCGCGCGAAUCUACAGCGCUUUUGAAGGAGCGUUUGUGGAGAACCUCUCUGGAGCCUCGCCGGAUUCCGCCUUUCACCGCACCUGCCAGGGGAUUACCACCGAGUUCAGCCGCUGCUCGCAAAAGGUGCGGGAGGUGGAGGCACGGCUGCGAUCAGAAGAUGUGGGGCGGGCGGAUUUGGCGGACAUGCUGAGGAGAGUGCAGGAGCAGGAGAGGGAGAAGCUGCAUCUGACGGCCGUGCAUCACGUGCUGCGCAAGUCCCUCCGCCCGUCCGACCGCUCACGUGCUCAAAUCGCCUCCAUUCUGCCGCACCGCCACGUCAACGCUCAGCAGUACUCACAGCAGCAGGCACAGCCACUUGAAGGGCAACCGCAGCAGCAGCAGCAGCAGCAGCAGGAGGAGGAGGAGGAGGAGGAGGAGGGCGAAAGAGGAGGUUCAGGGGACGGUGAGCGUGCUGCUGAUGAUGGUGAUGUACGGAUGGACGUGGAUGGGAAGGACGGCAAGGCAAUCACGUUGGGCGGCAGGCAACAGACAGUUUUGGACGCAAGUAGAGACACAUGCACGUCACACGAUGCAGGGAACAGGAAUGGAGGCACAGAUAAGGGGGUCGGCACGAGGGGGCUUGCAGCUGCUGAGGCUACGGCUGGGGAGGAAGAGGCAGAGGCAGCCUCAUCUGGCGCGGAUGGUGCCGUUGCCCGUGAACUAGCCAACGCCUCCCUGUCCUCCCCCGAUGCCCACGAUCGAACAACCGCCCCAGCCCCCACUCAGUCCCCUGCUGAAGCCCAAUCACGUGCUCACGCAGGUGGCCCCCUUGCAGAGGCCCCUCCCUCACGAGGGGGACCCUGGGUUGAGGGGCUGCGUGGCACGUCAGGGCCCCACCAGGGGAUCCCUCCAGAAGCAGCAGCGGCAGCAUUCUUUGCUGCGCGCAAAGCGGGUGGCUGUGGGUGUGGGCGCAGCAGCAGCACCGCUGCUAGCGGCACGGGGAAUAGUGCAAUUGGCGCAGGGGAUUCAGAAGGAGAGGAGGGCGAGGAGGAUGAGGAGUUCGCCGUGGCGCGUCUGGAUGCGGAGUAUGAUGCCGCUGUGGCGGAGGUCAGGCAGGCACUGGCGCGCAUAGUGGGCGAGAUCAAUGAGGCGAUAGAGGAGGUGCGAUACGAGGUGGCAGAGCUGAUGGGGGAGGAUGAGGAGGAGGAUCCUUAGGGGCGCUGAUGUGUGAGUGUGGUGAUACUGUGGCGGAGGCCGGGCUGGCACUGGCACGCCUGGUGGGUGAGAGCAAUGGGGCGAUAGGGGAGGCGAGGUACGAGGUGGCAGAGCUGAUGGGAGGGGAUAAGAACGAUGAUUUGUAGCGGCGCUUUUGUGUAACGCAGGCGUUAGGUGGCACGCACAGUGGGUGGAAUCAAUGAGGCGAUGGACGAGGUCCGAGGUAGCAGAGCUGGUGGGGGGGAAGACGAGGGUCAGUUGAAGCGGUGUUGUGGCAGAGGCACUGGCGUGCAUAGUGGGGGGGAUCAGUGACGGCUGGAGGGGGUGCGAUACGACGACGUGGCAGAGGUGGAGGGGGUGGACGACGACGGUUAAUUGGAGUGGUGGUGCUGUGGCGGAGGUGAGGCAGGCACUGGGCCAGUGGGCCACUGGCGCGCUUAGUGGGUGGAAUGAAUGAGGCGCUGGAGGGGGUGCAGUACGACGAGGUAGCAGAGGUGGAGGGGGGUGGUGAUGAGGUUGGGUGAUGAGGUUAUUCGGGCUGUGUGGUGUGGCAGUUUGGCACACACAUAGUGGGUCAGGCGUCGGAGGAGAUGGAGCAUGAUGUAGCAAAGGCCGUGGGAAUUAUGAAGAGGGUUGAUAGUAGUGCUCAUGUGUGAAUGUUGUGCUGGAGCCGCAACACCCAGUGAAUUGGCAGCAACACAGCGCCAUUUGGAAGGAAGGCAGUAGCACCCAAUGAAUCGGGGUAAAACUAGCAUCGAUGCUUCAUGGUAGUUAAGGGCGUAUUCCUAGCAUCCUGGAUCAAGAUCAAGAAAACGGGGCUGAUCCUGGCUGGCAACAUAGAACGCCAGGAUCAGGAAAACGCUGUAGCCACGUCAUGUCACACAUGUGUCUGCCUAUUGGAUGUCUAUAUAAGCUCACCCGCAGGCCCCCAAAUUGGUUUUGGGGUUGUCUGAUUCGUCAGACUUGCCUGCCAUUGUC